AUGGAUCCCGAGCAAGAUAUCGUGGGCACUGAGGCGACGAAGAAAGCUGACGAAGAAAGAGCAAAUUUCAAGCCGAUCAAACUCGAAGACACUGGUUUCUUCCCUGCGUUUGCAUUAUCCCAGAAACCGAGGUCCCAAGUGAUCAGAUGGCAGCAGGAUUUGAACGAUCGAGAGGAGUCGUACACUCUCGUUGUAUUCGAAUAUACCGGAAAUAGCGAAGACAAGACACCAUGUCACGCCCGUCUCUUUAUUUCCGACUCCGCAAUGGCUCAGUUUCAAGCGACAUUGCAGCCUGUCGUGAACCCGAGUUCCUCAACCCCAUGGCACGCGUUUACUGUGACCAACGAUUUUCAAUACGGACAGCUGAACGAAGCUGGUGAAGCUCGCUUUCUCGUGUAUCAUAAAAAGGAGAGCAAGCCAUACCAGGUCAGAGUUUUUUUUUUUCCCGCUGAGGCCUGA
Penicillium coprophilum is the source of this 459-nucleotide messenger RNA. RefSeq lists its product as uncharacterized. Lineage: Eukaryota; Fungi; Ascomycota; Eurotiomycetes; Eurotiales; Aspergillaceae. Bases 1 to 459 code for a protein of 152 amino acids. The record is from RefSeq and is a predicted model, not a curated record. The transcript has 3 exons.